UGAGACUUGGAACCCUGGAAACUCGCGUUGCGCCUCAACUCGAUUUUUGCAAAAUUGGGGUGCACUUUUGCACUUGGGUGCACUCGAGUUGGCUUGAUUAUGGAAACGAGGUAUAAGUGAUCGCUGCCAAGACCUCAGAGUAAUUCAUCCAAAUGAAAUCGUAAUGUGUUAGAUGUCUAGUUUAUAUCUGGAGCAGUAUUGACGCUAAACUCGCGUAUGCUUGAAUACCAGAACAAUGUCCUGUCGAAUAGAAAGAAACACCUAAUUGGGAUGCUUAUGCUUUUUUUAUAAAAAGGUUUCUGUACAGUACACAGCAGCCGCUCCAAUAUUUUCUCAAUAUGACAUAAAUACUCACAAUCAGAUAUGUACAGUGUUGCUAUGUAUUGGUUCGAUAUAACACAAGCGCCCUUGCAGUUCCUGGACUGUACAGAGACAGAAGACUGUCCCUUUUGCCUGCCUGUUGUUUUGAACUUUGAAAAACCAGGAACUAAACGUGGCAACGUCCGGGGAUAUCGCAUUCAAUAGGUCUUGUAAUGAGUGCUCUGUACAGCAAUCACCGCUAGUGAAAUUAGGAUGUCAUCAGGACUCGAAUGACAUGACAGAUAAGUGAACUUCUAUUAUUAUUAACUAAACCACUAUAUUAUAACUGUACACACUGGCACACGUUAAAAAUACACCUCUUGCGUAUCGUAUAGAAAAUACAUUGCAGUUAACAUCUGCAGCGUGUAUAAUCUCGCAGAAUGGAGUGGAUUCACAUGCAUGGGAUCAGGGUAGCAGAGGUGUUGCAGUUUAACCUGAUGGACUAUCGAGGUUUUUGGCUCUUUGUGACCCAUAUGGGGCAUCCAAAAGCCGCCUUCCUACUUUAUUUCCCCGUCACUUUCUUUCUGAAUCGAAAAGCAGGAAUCGCGGUGCUCUGGGUAGCCAUUCUAGCAGAGUGGUCGAACUUGAUUCUUAAAUGGUUUUUAUUUGGAGAGCGGCCGUAUUGGUGGGUCAGUGAGUCUGGGCUUUUUGGGUCAGAAAAACCCAAAUUAAUACAGUUUUCAUCAUCUUGUGAGACAGGACCAGGUAGCCCCUCGGGUCACUCCAUGGUGACUGCAGCGGUGUGGCUGGUGAUGAUGACCUCACUCUCCUCUCACCUCCAGUCCCGCAGUCGGAGGUUAGGCCCUGUGCUGAAGGUGCUCCCAGUCCUGCUCUACCUACUCGUGCUGCUGGUAGUGGGAAUCUCCAGGGUCUUCACUCUGUCUCACUUUCCUCACCAGGUUGUGACAGGAUGUAUCACAGGAGCGGUGCUGGGGUACAUUGUGAUCCAACAUGUUCCUGAAGGGAAGCCUUUGAGAUUCUUUGCGCUCAGUACCCUGGGGUUGUUGCUGGGGGCCCUGCUGCUGUAUUGGUGUCUCGAGCUUGGAGGAGUCAACCUGUCCUGGUCCAUCGAGCUGGCCCAAAAAUGGUGUGUGCAGCCGGAGUGGAUCCGCCUGGACACUGCCCCCUUCUCCUCUCUGACCCGGGACACUGGGGCCCUCCUCGGGCUGGGGCUGGCCCUGUAUUUGAAGCCAGGGGGCUGGGAGCUGCCGUUGGCUCCCCGGGCACUCUCCCUUGCAUUCUCCUCAAUGGCUCUGUACCAUCUCAACCGACUGGCACUGCCCACCUACCCCCCUCUGCUAUUCUAUUGCCUUUUCUUCAUCAAGAACGGCCUGGUGCCCCUGUUUGUGAUGGCCGUCGUCCCCAGGCUGGUGCACGCCAUCGCAGGGCAGGGGCAGAGGCAGGAAGAGAAGGACAAAUAGUACAAAGUGUGGCAUCUUCAUCGCAAAGGGCGUAUCGCUUCAAAUGAGGUUGUGAUGUAUAAGGGUGCUAGCCAAGCUUUUAAAAUCCAGUCUUCCUCAUUUGCUACAAUAUUAUUGCUGGCCCUCCCUUCAUCUGUUGAAGAGAUUUUGGUUCUUAUAAAUAAUAAAGGGUGCAGCAGUUUAUCUAAAGCAGUGCUUCUCAAUCCUGGUCCCGGGGACCCCCUGUGUCUUUUGAUUUUCAGUUACUUAACUAAAUCAAGUUACAUCUAACAUUUUAUAGUUGAGCUGAAAUCUCCAACUGUUUAAAAACUAUUGAAAAGGCGUAAUUAAGCUAAUUAUUAGUUUAAUUAAGAGUUAGGAUGAAAACCAGAAGGCACAGGUCACCGAGAAGCAUUGAUCUAAAGCGUUGUAUUUGAAAUGUUAAUAAAGUAAACAGAUAACUGGAUUUGAAAGCCUUGGUUAACACACGUUUAAUGUUCAAGUAUUCAGAGUGGUUCCUGGCUCGAUUGCUGGGCUGUGUUCAUCGCUCUCUAUAGUGCUCUGUAACACAUUUUGAGUGUGUUUGUUUCUUUAUGCUUCCUAAUGUAAGAUUACUAUUAUUAUUAUUAUUAUUAUUAUUAUUAUUAUUAUUAGUAAACGGAACCAACUGAGAUCAAAGGUCUACUAUGGAGCAACACCACUCAGAUGAAUGAUGGGAACAUAAAAGUAAUUAAAUACAUUGUUUGCAUCACAAGUUGGAUGUGGGCUAGGUAAAUAUUUUCCCUUUAAUGCAAGUUUAGUGCACAAAAGCUUGUAUACUUGAUAUCGUUCAUGCACAAUCUGUUAUAUGUAUCUGUUUGACAUUAGUUUGUAAGAAAUGUUCCAAUGUUAAGUUUAAGGUUUAUGGUUUACAUUAUUACUGUUAUAGUUAGUUGUUUACAUGUUAUGGACCAAAGGCAAACGGUAGUGAUUGGUUUCACCAAAAUAUUUACAUCCUUUGAAGCAAUAUUUAAAAAUUCUAAUUUCAGCUUUACUCGAAGUUACUGUUUAGACUGGAAUAGGUCUUCCUUUUUUAUGAGUGGUUUUGUUUUCUUUUCCAAAGUUGCUGUGUUGUCACUCAGGAACAUUCACGAUUAUGCUUUAUUAUAUAUUUUUAGAAUGUGAAGCUCACUUUAAAGUUCAUAUAUUGCACAGUUGUGAACCAUUAAUAUAAUAAAUGAUAAAUCUCAUUUGAUGUUGCAGGGUUGUAAUGUUGACAAUACUAAAUAUUCAGAGUGGAGAAUUUU
Messenger RNA from Polyodon spathula (Mississippi paddlefish), 3046 nucleotides. It is a transcript of the gene g6pc3, whose product is annotated as glucose-6-phosphatase catalytic subunit 3. Gene Ontology annotation, biological process: glucose 6-phosphate metabolic process; gluconeogenesis. Gene Ontology annotation, molecular function: glucose-6-phosphatase activity. Gene Ontology annotation, cellular component: membrane. NCBI's taxonomy places the organism in Eukaryota, Metazoa, Chordata, Actinopteri, Acipenseriformes, Polyodontidae. The record is from RefSeq and is a predicted model, not a curated record. The transcript has 6 exons. The coding region runs from base 741 to 1781 and encodes 346 amino acids.